AUGAACACUUCCGCGUGUUUUACAGGUUCAAGUGGACAAUCAAUACCGGGGAUGCCUCAACGGGAGGAGGGGCGGCGUCGUGCGCGAGUAGUUUUUAACGACACAUCUCCGCCACUUGUGCCGGCGAUGAUGACACAUCACUGCUCUGGGUGUAGUACUAAUGACAAAACCAUACAGCGUAGUGGUGCUGACGGCCAAUUCGCAUCCCAAUCUGUGAGCUGGGGCUUCGGGUCUGAGACUUCAAAAUCUACCCGUGUCAGUGCAACUCCAUUCACUCCAAAUGGCGAUAGUGAAUCAAACAUAACGGUUGUGAUACGUGUACGCCCUCCGCUACCGCGUGAGCUCAAGGAAAACAGCCGGUACACUGAUGUUGUGCGUGUUUCCAAGGAUCGAUCGUCCAUUACAUUGUGCGAACCAGUUGAUCUGAGUGACAAUAGCGAUGACAACAAAGCUAGUGGUUGCUUUGCAGAAGUUUACGCGACACAAACCUUUACGUUUGAUUACGUGCACGACAGAUAUGAUCUGCAACGGGAUGUGUAUGAGCGGAGUGCCCGUAGUGCCGUCCUAUCCGUCGUGGAGGGUUAUAACGCUACCUUGUUGGCGUAUGGGCAGACGGGUGCGGGAAAAACAUACACAAUGGAGGGGUUUGCUGGAGAGGAGCAGCAUGGCAUCAUUGCCCGUGCUGUAGAGGAAAUCUUCAGUAUUAUGGACGAUAGUCGGUGUGGCAAUGUGGAUUACACCAUCCGAGCGUCGUAUAUGCAAAUAUACAAUGAGGUUAUAUCUGAUUUAUUAAAGCCACCGGGGGAGGAGGCACCACGGUCGUUGGUGGUGCGGCACACAACGCGGAGCGGUGUUCAUGUUGAUGGCCUCUCGGAAUGGAAUGUGUGUAGUCCACGGGACGUGUAUUACCUUAUGGAGCGCGGUACCUCAAGACGUGCCACGGAAGCAACCCGCAUGAGCGAAUUGUCCUCUCGCUCACACGCCAUUUUCAUCCUUACGGUGGAAACUGUAAAAAAGGACCCGGUAACUGGUUCGGUAUCUUCUCACCGCGUGGGAAAGUUGAACAUUGUGGACCUUGCCGGGAGCGAGAAGGUACGACAAUCAGGCGUAAGCGGGCAACGACUGGAGGAGGCGAGGUGUAUUAACAAAUCCUUACACGAACUCGGCAACGUCAUUUCGGCACUAGCUCAACGGAAGAGUUGUGGAAAAGACAACAAGGACGGUGGUGCAUCGCGUAGUUCCCAUGUUCCCUUCAGAAAUUCUGUGCUCACGAGUGUGCUGCGGGACUCCCUUGGCGGUAACUGUAAGACCACUCUCAUUGUGUGUAUUUCACCUGCUCUGGAGUCCCAUGCGGAAACUCUCUCAACACUUUUGUUUGCCAAUCGCGCCAAAAACAUACGAAAUACCGCCGUUAUUAAUGAAGACACCCAGCACGAGAGGCAGCGGUCUCUACCGGGGCAGCAAGAUGCGAUGCAACUGCAGUCACAGCAGGGGUUAGAUGUUGGGCUCCUGUCAGAGUUGCAGCAGAGUGUCCGCCGUGCGGAGGAGGAGCGUGAGGAGGUUGUGGAAGCACUGCAAAGGUCUCUGUGUGCUCAUCAACACGAGCAAGCUGUUCGCAUGCAGCUGCAACGGCGACUGGAGGAACUAGAAGCGAUUCUACGUGAUAGCAGAGGGAAUGAAGCUGGCAAUGGCGGCUGUGAAGAGCACGUCGACCCAGAGGAAUAUAUGCUUGGUCUUGAGGAGAUUCACCACCAAUGGCAGGUGCUUCAAGAGGAGGCGAUGCUGAGCCGGUAUAACGAGUUGCUCGUCAAACACAGGGAUAUUGUUGUGGACCUUACGUCGAAGCUCAGUGAAAGAGAUGAAAUUAUUCGGAAUUUGAAGGAAGAGUUAAGCACUCGUGAAAGCUCUGAAGGGUUAACGGAAAGUGCGAAUGACUCGGUGCCGCCGCUGGUUUCCCCUGGUGAAGGAGUUGGCAAAUCCUCCACUGCUCUUUCAAGGGAGGAGGCGGAAAACUGCCUGCGACGUCUUCGUGUGCCGAAGCCGCGUCGUGAUGGAAGUGGUACCGAUAUGUGGUACCGAUCGGACACCAAUCCCUCGGUGUUGCUACCACCAGAUGAGAAGAUAUUGGAGCUACUGACAUUCAAUCACACUAAAAUUCAGGAGGUUGUGGCACCACAACUGGACACGGAGUCGCGGAGGGAAGCAGCAGAGACGUAUGUGACCGGUGGUCUGAAGGACCAGUUGGCGAAAGUUGUACAGGAAGCUGUUGAAAGAAUUGCCCACCAGCAGGUGAGCAGUUACUUCGGGAAACUUUCGCACGCCGUGAAGGACAAGGAAUUGCAGUUGCUUGCACUAAGAAAAGAUUACAGCACCCUUGGUAGGUUAAUGGAUGCGUCAAGGGCUCAGCAGUUGCCAGAGGCGCUGGAGGCCAUUUCGUACACCCGGCGGUACUUCGACGGACAACAAGAGACGGUACGCAAAGCUUAUGAGGGCUCAAUAGAGAUGUUGCGGCGACAAUUAGCGGAGAAAGAGGAGAAACUUUUGCAUUUGUCUGGCGAGAUAGACGUCAUGCGUGUUGAAUCUCAGAAAGCCUUAGAAUACUGCACGUCUGCACUGCAACGGGAGGAGCUUAGCGAAGUCUGUGUAGCGCUGAAGUUGCUUCAGGAUCACGUGGCAGGCGAGGCGAAGCGUAGCGUGGAGAGGGCAGUGGAGUGCGCUGCGGAUGCAUGUAAAGGGGAAACUCACGUCGGCGCCUCUUCAAAUCCUGACACUGGUUUCAAGGGUGUUGAGUUGAACCCUGCCUCUUCACCAGAAGAGAGAUUUGCUUCAGCCACUGCAGUUCAGUCGUUGGAGGCGCAGUUGCUCGACUUGCGUAGUGCUCACUCGAAACGUGAAGAGGAGUGGCGCCGCACGCUGCAGGAGAGGGAUAAUGAGAUAUCGGAGUUGCUCACCAGGUUGAAUGAUGCAAAGGGCGAAGACGUCCGUGGAAAGGACGCAGAGAUCAGCUUUCUCAAGAGGUCUGUGGAAAUGCAGAAAAAGGACCGCCGUGCAUUGCAAACAAUAAUGGAGCAGCGUAUCAAACCUAAAGUAGAUUCAAUUUGUAAGUCCCUUGAGGAGGGGAUACACCAGCAGCGUGGGGAGGAAUGCAAGCGUUUGUGCACGGAGGCUCAGGCACUGCAGGGUUUGGUGUCUGCUGCAGUGAAGGCGAUGCAGUCAUGA
Molecule: messenger RNA, 3219 nt
Organism: Trypanosoma brucei brucei TREU927
Lineage: Eukaryota; Euglenozoa; Kinetoplastea; Trypanosomatida; Trypanosomatidae
Product: kinesin, putative
Exons: 1
Coding region: 1-3219 (1072 amino acids)
Biological process (GO): microtubule-based movement; mitotic spindle organization
Molecular function (GO): microtubule motor activity; microtubule binding; ATP binding
Source: RefSeq, a predicted model, not a curated record